Messenger RNA from Condylura cristata (star-nosed mole), 666 nucleotides. It is a transcript of the gene CIDEB, whose product is annotated as cell death-inducing DFFA-like effector b. NCBI's taxonomy places the organism in Eukaryota, Metazoa, Chordata, Mammalia, Eulipotyphla, Talpidae. The record is from RefSeq and is a predicted model, not a curated record. Gene Ontology annotation, biological process: regulation of apoptotic process; apoptotic process. Bases 4 to 666 code for a protein of 220 amino acids. The transcript is spliced from 5 exons.
UCCAUGGAUUACCUCUCUGCCCUGAACCCCAGCAGCCUGCUCAGGUCGGUGUCCAAUGUGAGCUCUGAGGUUGGCCGUAGGGUCUGGGCCUCAGCUCCGCAGCCCCGACCUUUCCGAGUCUGUGACCACAAGCGGACCAACCGCAAAGGCCUAACAGCUGCCACCUACCAGGAACUGCUAGACAAGGCAUCAGAGAUUCUGGCCUUGAGCGGAGUGCCAGUCCUGGUGCUGGAGGAGGACGGGACCACUGUGGAAAGUGAGGACUUCUUUCAGCUGCUGGAGGAUGACACAUGCCUGAUGGCGCUCGAGGCUGGACAGAGCUGGAGCUCCCCCAGGAGUGGGAUGCUGUCAUAUGGCCUAGGCCGGGAGAAACCCAAGCACAGCAGGGACAUCGCCCGCAUCACCUUCGAUGUAUAUAAGCAAAGCCCUCGAGACCUGUUUGGCAGCCUCAAUGUUAAAGCCACCUUCUACGGGCUCUACUCCAUGAGUUGUGACUUUCAAGGACUCAGCCUGAAAAAAGUACUCAGGGAGCUCCUUCGUUGGACCUCUGCCCUGCUGCAAGGCCUGGGCAACAUGCUGCUGGGGGUCUCCUCCAGCAUCCGCCACAUAGUAGAGGGAGUUGAGCAAUGGCAGUGGCAACGACAGCACCAUCUCCAUCAUUACUGA